This is a messenger RNA of Dendronephthya gigantea, 1363 nucleotides long. RefSeq lists its product as uncharacterized. The record is from RefSeq and is a predicted model, not a curated record. The coding region runs from base 67 to 1212 and encodes 381 amino acids. The transcript has 7 exons. Lineage: Eukaryota; Metazoa; Cnidaria; Anthozoa; Malacalcyonacea; Nephtheidae.
CUUAUAAGGUCAGUGACUCCUUCGUUGACGUGUCAAUUUUAAUAACUCUUCUGAAAAUCAAUAUUCAUGCAGAUUUUAUGGAUGAUUCAUGAUUCAUUAAUCUCAAAAUUAAAUAUGGCAGACAAGCCAGCUCACGAGCGUUUCGAGGAAAUAGGCGAAAAAGCAAGCAACGAUGAAAAAUCCCUCCCGUUUACGGAGAAACUUCAUUUGUUGGACAAAGAAAUUCGCUUGCUUCGAGAGUUUUGUCUCAAGGUUGGACUGAACGACAAGGAAAUCGAGUGCUGUGCCGAACCACUGCUGAAAGAACAGCGAGCCGAGGAUCACAAGAAGUGGUGGACUAAAGUAUUUUACGUUUCUUUCUUCCUCGCGAUUGUUGCAUUUUUAUUGUGGUAUGAGCCAACCUACCGCUAUAUUUGUAUCUUUGGAAAGCUCGCAAGCAUGAAGCUUUUGCCUUACUGGGAUUGGACAACUGAAUUUGAGAAGGAUUGUUUUGUUGAAAACCCAUACUAUGUUGACGAAUUCUUGACCGAAGAUGAUUGUGAAGUGUGUACGGCAAUUUCUGGGACGCGACUAAAGAAUGUUAGUCAAGAUUUGAUGGCGGAAAAUUAUCUUUUUAAUGCAAUUCCAGUGGUUGUCACCGAUGCCACCAAAGAUUGGCCAAUUGAUGUUCAAAGUUUUGAUUUGAAUAAGCUAAAAGAGGUCUAUUUGGAUAAUAAACUUUCAGAUCCGGCAAAAUAUUGUACAUUUGAAGCAUUCGACGCGAAUAUAGAUUCUGCUCGGCAGUUAUUUUCAGUAUUACAAGAUAAUAAUCUGGACCACUGGCAAGGAUACUGGGAAAACUGUGAACCAGCAACAGCGAAAAGUAUUCGGAAAUUCUAUCGACGACCGUAUUUCUUGCCACCAAUGGCUGAAGCGGCGGCCGAGAAUUGGGUUUUUGCGGCGUAUGACAGCGAAGGAAAUGAAGCGGGAAUGAAAUGGGAACAUGUUUCUUUUGGUGGAAGUGCUACUUGGGUAACCCAGAUUAAAGGCCAGAGUCAAAUUGUUCUUAAACCAAAAUCUCCUUGUGAUGCAAUAUGUAAAAAGAUGUCUGCUACAUUGAAACCUGGCGAGACAAUUGUUUUCGUGAACCGUCUUUGGGAGUUUAAGAGAAGACCGCGUGCCACAGAGAUGUCUAUAAGUGUUGCCGCCACUGUGAGCUGGGAUAAAAUCUAGACUUGCCUGGCCUAAAUAGACUAAUUGCUACUUAUCCAUGCAGUAUCUUGGCUCUGACCUCUUUCGAAGUUGGAAGAAUUAUUAAUACUAUAUCUAAAACGUACGUGAAACGUGAUAAAAAUAAAUACAUUGAUUUUCGUUUCUGAUCACA